UUGCUUAAUGUACUUGAAGUCGAUGAUGUCUAUGGAGAUGAGGGCAUACAGGUCAUAGAGAAUCAGUUUAGGCAGAACCUUCAAACGAUUGAAGAUCUCAUGCAACUAAUCCGGAGGUCCCAUGCCCAGGCUUAUGAAACAGAAAUGUCCCUCAUUGCUGAGAUAGAAAGAGAGCAAAGGAAGAGCACCACUAAGGCACAAAUUAUUGCCGACUUACAACAAAGUGUGGAUCAAACAUUGGCUUCAACUGCACUCAUGUCAACAACAAAUGUCAUGAUGCACGGAAUGGAAGGCCAAGGCUGUGGGGAUGAGAUUGUUGGUGAUUUUGAGUGUCGAAAGGAGAUGAUAAGUGGGAAUGUUUUUGUGGACGAGGAAGGGGAAAUGAGCAUUCCUCUCCAUAUUGCAUCCCUGGAUUUGGUGAAGGGAGGAAUAGAGAUGAGACAGCAGAAAUGUUCUGCAUUGAGUAUCCGAGGAAUGUUGGAGUAUGAGUAUGGACAACACCAACAAAGUGGGGAGUAGGAUAUGUUUCAUUUAACUAUGUGUAUACUUCUUGGUAUUUAAGGUUGUUUGUCUUCAUUCUUCUUGCUUUUAGGAUUUUCUUCGAAAAAUAGUCUUUUUUGUUUAGAUAUCUCUCUUGUAUAUUUCUUAUGUACUCGGGAUGUGCUUGUUCACUUUUUGUAAAAUUUUGACUAUUUAUCAAAAAAGUUCAGCGUUUUAGAAAA
Messenger RNA from Alnus glutinosa, 722 nucleotides. RefSeq lists its product as uncharacterized. The coding region runs from base 100 to 519 and encodes 139 amino acids. The record is from RefSeq and is a predicted model, not a curated record. Lineage: Eukaryota; Viridiplantae; Streptophyta; Magnoliopsida; Fagales; Betulaceae. The transcript has 4 exons.